Molecule: messenger RNA, 3424 nt
Organism: Rubroshorea leprosula
Lineage: Eukaryota; Viridiplantae; Streptophyta; Magnoliopsida; Malvales; Dipterocarpaceae
Source: the annotation of a GenBank genome assembly
CUGCCACAGAAUUCAGUUUAUACUUGGAGGCAGAUGGAAGAUCUUUUUCACAUCCAAUUCUACCGCAGUGAGCCAGAAGUGUCCAUGGCAGAUUUAUCUCGUCUGGUGCAGCGACCUGAAGAAACAUCUAAGGCCUUUCUGGCCAGAUUUCGGAAGGCCAGACUUAAGUGCAGAGUCGCCCUACCAGAACAGGAAUUUGUCAAGCUGGCACAAAAUGGUCUGGAUAUUGAGUUAAGGAAAAAGUUUGAGGGAAUGGAGUUUCGUGAUUUCUUUGAGUUGUCUUACAAGGUGGCUCGUUAUGAAAAUUUAUUGCGAGAGGACACACAAAGGAAAUCUACAUCUCAUGGGACUUAUUAUGGUGAUGCUAACUUUGAUCUGGACGUGGCAGAAGUGGUGGCAGACAAGCCAGUUGUUUGCCCAGAUUUGGUUAAAGUGGCCCAACAAACCGACAGAACAGAUAAAAUCGACAAGGGAAUUCUGCGUUUUCCAGAUAAGGCCAAAGAAACUAUAACUCAGACAUACUAUAAGCGCAGACUUGCAGCUGAUGAUCUGAGGUGGGUCAUUGAGGAGGCCAGGGCCCGUAGAAAUCAGGUUAGAUCAAGCUCAUACCGAAGGAGACAGCCUGGGGGGCACAACUCAACUCAACAGAAAAAUAAUGCAAACCAGGGAACUGCGAUAUCUAGACGCGUAGAAAAGCCCAGAAUGGUGAAACCACCACCUAGAUCUCUAAGCAAACGGUGGGAACGUGUGGUGCAUCCAAAAUUUCCUAAGGGUCAAAACCCAAGGACCUUGAGGAGGCGUUUACAACGGAAAAAGGCUAUAGAAAGACACCGACAGCAGAUUACAGACUCGGGGGGCAUGGCAGAUCAGGCUCAGCCGCUCCCAGCAAGAAGAAAAUCAGUGUGGGUCCAUAAAGAAAAAGGGAGCACAUCUGGUCAGAAUGCUCCAGAAAAAGAGGAACCACCCAAAAGUCCAACAUCGCCCCGAGUUCUGGCUGUGGAAUCCAAUGAAGAAACUGGUUUAAAGGCGAAGUUUGACGUGUCAGAUAAAGUGAAAAAUUCAUCAGAUGUAAUCUGUUUUGGUGAGUUUUCCGUGAAUCUAUCUUGUUUGGUGAUCACUCUUCCUUUGGUCUUUCAAGCAAGAGAGCAGUCAGAAUCUACAGUCUGUCACCAGACAUAUUUGACUAAGGAAGAAGAAGUCAUUAAGAUCCCAACUAAGAAAGAUGGUGGUAUGGAUUUAGCAGAUAAAAUCAUUUUCGAAAAACCAGAAGAGAGGAUGGCCAGACAUAUCAGGCCAUUAUACAUUCAUGCACAUUUGGAUGGUAUGCCGAUAAAUCGAGUUCUGGUGGAUAAUGGAGCAGCUAUCAAUGUUUUGCCAACUUGUAUUCUGCACAAAAUUGGCAAAUCUUUGGGUGAUUUAAUGGAGACGGAAGUGACAAUCAGUGACUUUACCGGGGGAGUAAAUCGCUCAAGGGGAAUUCUGCCAGUAGAGCUUACUGUUGAAAUAGAACUCUCAUGUGUGCGUUCUUUAUGGUUGACACCAUUGCCACUUAUAAUGCAUUGUUGGGGAGAGAUUAGAUACAUUCCAGCUGUGGAAGCCCAUUAUUAUGAUGAAGAUAUUGGAACUAUUCGUUUCUUUGGGAUGGACUGCUAUGGCAGACCUUCUGGAAUUACUGCUUGCACCAAAUCUACAAUGGAUAGACAGACUGUGAAGGAGAAAGAUCGAAUUAAGCACAAGAAAAAGGAGGCUGUGGAAGAAAUCAAGAGAAAAUUAGCAGCCUACCUUGCUGAAAAACAGAUCUGUGUAGACAGAUUUGAAGUAAUCUAUGAAGGUGAAGAGGAAGACUUGAAGGAUCAAAUAACUUUGGAGGAAUUAGAUUUGGCACCAGCAAAACUUGAUGAUCUGAAGGCAGAAGUACAAGAUCCCCUGGAGGAGGUAAAUCUGGGUACUGAGGCAGAUCCGAAAAUUACUUUUAUUAGCGGUUCUCUUGAGCCGUGUUUGCAUGAUAAAAUUAUCAAUAUUUUGCGUGAAUACAAAGACUGUUUUGCUUGGGACUAUUCUGAAAUGCCAGGUCUGGACAGAAAUCUGGUAGAGCACAAAUUACCAAUCAGAGAAGAUUUCAAGCCUUUUAAACAGCCGCCUAGACGAAUGUCACCAAAAGUCACCUUAAAAGUUAAAGAAGAAAUAGAGCGACUGUUGAAGGUUGGUUUCAUCAGAACUUCCAGAUAUGUGAAAUGGUUAUCUAAUGUGGUUCCUGUGGUUAAAAAGAAUGGCAAGCUGAGAAUCUGUGUAGACUUCAUAAAUCUGAAUCUGACAACACCAAAAGAUGAAUAUCCUAUGCCUAUUGCAGAUUUAUUGGUGGAUGGAGCAGCACGCCACCGAAUUCUGUCAUUGAUGGAUGGCCACAGUGGGUAUAACCAGAUUUUUAUAGCAGAAGAAGACAUUCCAAAUACCACUUUCCGCUGCCCAGGAGCUAUUGCUAUGCUAAAGGUUGCAAAAGCCUGCCAGAUUCAUGGACCACUGCAGAGAGUUCCAGCGUCAGAACUCCAUCCAAUUGUCAAACCAUGGCCAUUUCGAGGGUGGGCCAUAGAUUUGAUUGGUAAAGUUUAUCCUCCUUCAACUAGAGGGCAUUCAUUUAUUAUUGUUGCCACAAACUACUUUACCAAGUGGGUGGAAGCAAAGCCAAUGAAGAAGAUUGAUCAAACCGAUAUUAUUAAAUUUCUUAAGGAAGAAAUCAUUCACAGAUUCGGUUUACCAGAAACAGUGACUUCAGAUCAAGGGACAGUUUUUGUUGGUGCACAAGUUGAGGCGUUUGCAAAAGAAAUGGGAUUUAGGUUACUCACUUCAACCCCUCAUUAUGCUCAAGCCAAUGGUCAAGCUGAAGCUUCCAACAGAAUUGUGAUAAAUCUGCUAGAAAAAAUGGUUGAUGAUAAUCCAAGGUGUUGGCAUGAGCUGUUGUCUGACACAAUCUGGGCUUACAAAACUUCACAAAGGAGUUCUAUCAAGGUAACUCCAUUCUCUUUAACUUAUGGACAUGAUGCUGUUCUGCCCAUGGAGUUGUCUACUAGAUCAUUGCGUAUAGCAAUUCAACAUGGUCUCACUUCUGGAGAAUAUAAUGAAGCAAUGAUUCUAGAAUUAGAAGACCUUGAAGGCAUGAGAUUGACGGCCUUAGAUAGGCUGCAAACGUAGAAAUUAAAAGUGGCUCGAGCAUACAACAAACGGGUAAAAUCCAGAAGUCUAGCAGAAGGAGAUCUGGUAUGGAAAGUAAUUCUGCCACCUGGAAAAAAAGACCCCAGGUUUGGGAAAUGGUCUCCAAAUUGGGAAGGACCAUUUCGUAUACAUGAAGUGCUUAAAGGAGGAGCAUAUUGGCUUGAAUCAUUAAAUGGAGAGUUACAUCCUCGAAAAAUAAAUGGAAUCUACCUUA